AUGCUGCACCUAUGCGCGCCGUAUGCAGGCCACAGAGCCUGGAUUCCUCGUUUGCACCACCAGCAGCGGGCCAGCGGCGGGAAGAUGACCGCGCGGUUGCGCGAGCUCUGUUGCCGAUGCCGGCGUCGGCGACCGCGCGUCCGAGGAGUCGAGAGUUGGCGCGCCAGCCCGCUCGGCUUCCCGCCUGCCGCGUCAGCCUCCAGCGGAGCGAGCGCGUCCACACCGAGGCGGCCCGGAGGGCGGCGGCGGGGCGGCAUGCGCGCGCCGAGGCCGCGCAUGCAGCGCCCGAGAUUUUCGGCGGCGCGGCGCGGCGCAGCCCUCGCCCUCCUGGGUGCCGCGGUGGCCUGCUUCGCCCGCGGCGCCGCCUUCACUGCCCCGCCCGGGGCGGCGCUGCGGGCGGCCCGGGCGGUGCGUCCUUCGCUGCGGGAGGACGCCGGCGCCUGCGGGCGGCCAGGCUGCGGCGCGCCCUCGGGUCCGGGCGCGGAGGCCGCGCGAGGCGUGCUGGCCGCACUGGUGGCCCUCGCCGUCGCGGCAGGCGCCAGCCCGGCCGCCUCGGCGAUCUCCGAGACCAGCAACCCCCUUGUCCCAGCGGGGCCGGGCGAUGGCAUCAGGACGACCGGCUCCAGCAAGGACUUGGCAACUGCUGUCGCUGUGCUCGGAGUGGCAGCGGUGGCGCUCAGGCGCUGGGGCGCGGCCCAAGCGCCGGCCGACGCGGGCGAGGGUCCGGAUGAAGAGCUCCUGCCGGAGAAAGCCCCAGGGUCAAGUUCAACCGCGGAACGCUGACACGCCCGUGUUAGUUUGACGAAAGCGGCCCAAAGCGGCCCAGUUUCAAAGCAGGUUCAGAGGGGCUCGAUCCAUCACGGACCCCCUAGAUUGUGAGCCAGAGUAUCGCAUCGCACUGUUCCUGUAGCACCUCUCUCUCUUCCCCUCCAUUCCUUUUGCUUCUUGUGCUUCUCCGCUUCUCUUCU
Messenger RNA from Prorocentrum cordatum, 968 nucleotides. Lineage: Eukaryota; Dinophyceae; Prorocentrales; Prorocentraceae. The record is from the annotation of a GenBank genome assembly.